CGGAGACCCGAUGCGAGAUGCAAACAUGGAGAAACAAAGUUGAAUGAUGGCCCUCGCGGGCAUUGUUUGGAUGACGAUGGCUAAUUAUCUUCCACGUUAGUCGCACGAACCUAAGCCGCGCGUUGUGGUCCCGAUCGUCUGCCUUUGCUGCAGCUUGUGGAAUCCUCGGUUCCGGUUGGCUCUCCUGUACUCUCGGUCACGCGCGCACACGUGCACAUACUCACACUCACAACUGAGCUCGAGAGGCAGAAGCAGAGAGAACGGUUUGACUGGAAGGGCGACGGGCUUUGACUUUCGAUGCGUACUCGCGUUUUGCUUUGACCGGAGAGGCGAAGGAUGGAGCGGGUAGAGGAGAGACACUGAGCGGGUCGGCGGGAGAAGAAUAACACAAGAAGACGACGGGCGGGGGGGUACCGACAUCAGGAGUAGAUGAUGCUUAUUUGCCGCAGGCCCCGCCAUCGUGAAAUUGGAUACCGACUUGCGGCGGAUGGGGUGACCGAGCUUGCUGCUCCGCCGGGGAGGUCCCAGCCUUCGGACGUUACCGGGGUGGGAGCUGCCUGUGCCCGGUUCUGAGGAAGGAAGGAGUGGCAAGAUAGAAAAUGCAGACGGAGGAGGAGACGGCCACCGCAGAAGAGCCCAUUUUGGAGGAAGGGUCAGGGCGAGAGCAGCAGCGGCCAGUCCAACAGUCUCUGGCCUCCUCUCUGUGUCGGGAGUCCCACUGGAAGUGCCUCCUCCUGACCCUCCUCAUGUACGGCUGCUUUGCCACGCUCGCCUGGUGCGCUCUCUGUCGUGUACCCGUUCUCAGCUCCUCCUCCAUACCUCUCGGUGCUGACAACGAUGCCACCUCGGCAGCAUACCAUAAUGACGUCCUGCACUUGGAGAGUCCGUGCUCUAGUGGCUAUGUCUACAUCCCCCUGGCCUUCCUGGCAAUGCUUUAUGUGGUUUACUUAGUGGAGUGUUGGCACUGCUUCUCCAAGACGGCAAUGUUGGCUCAUGCUGAAUUCCAGGAAGUGUACGAGCGUGUGCAGAGACUUCAGCAGGCCACGCCCUGCAUUUGGUGGAAGGCCAUCAGCUAUCAUUAUGUGAGGAGGACCAGGCAGGUGACAAGAUACCGCAACGGAGAUGCUUACACAACCACACAGGUCUACCAUGAGCGGGUGAACACUCAUGCUUCCAGUUCAGAGUUUGACUACGCCCGCUAUGGUGUCAAAGACGUAUCAAAGGAGCUGCUAGACCUGCAACUGCACCCUGCUGUUCGCCUCCGUUUCACCAAGUGUUUCAGCUUCUCCAGUGCACGUGCUGAAGCCGCCUACCUCACCCAGCGCGCACGCUUCUUUGGGGAGAACGAGGGGCUUGACGACUACAUGGAGGCCAGGGAGGGGAUGCACCUGAAGAAUGUGGAUUUCCGCGAACACAUCCUGGCUUUCCCAGAUCCUGCUCAUCAGCCGUGGUUUUCUCGUCACAGGGUGUUCUGGCUAGCUUCGGCUUUCCUACUGUCAUGGCCGCUACGGGUUGUGUCAGAAUAUCGCACGGCAUAUGUCCACUACCAUGUGGAGAAGCUGUUUGGGGAGGACGAGGACAGCGGCGGAGGAGGUGGUGGAGGAGGGCCAGGUGGAAGAGGGGAUGGAGUUGAAGGCGGGACUGAGAAUGGAAUCCACCCGGGAGGAAUAGGGAUUGGAAUUGGUCUGAAUGGGACAAGUUACAGAGCCAUCUCUCGGGUCAACACGGUGGACAUGACAGAGUUGGAGUGGCACAUCCGCUGUAACCAGCAGAUGGUGCCAAGCUACUCUGAAGCCCUCCUAAUGGACAUGGACACAAGUGGGGUGUCACAUCCUACCGUCUCUACGCCAAUCUCUGGGCCUCCAUGCACCACCCCCAGCCAGGGGACCAACCCACCUCCUCUAGCUCUGCCUGUGGUGUUCAACUCGGCGUACCUCCUCCAGAGCUGCCCCCGAUGCCGGAGGACCACAUCGAGCUCCAGUCUUCCCUCAAGGCUAAGAGCACCAAUGGGAACCACAGCCCUCCUAAAUGCCACCGUUGCAGGGAUCAGGGCAGCAGGGCAGGGAGGUGGGGGUGUAGGAGGAAGACUGGUGCUCAGUCGAAGCGGAUUCUCUCUAGGGAGACUUGGUGGAGGGCGCCAGAAUAACCUAUUUCACUCAAGAAGCAUGGGAGGAGGGCUGGGAGGAAGUAGGGAAGAUGGUGGAGGAGGAGGUGGUGGGGGAGGAGGGGGAGGGGGAGGUGGUGGUGGUGGUGGUGGUGGGGGAUUUCUCGGGUUAGGUUCGAGACAGAACAACGAGGAGACCAGAGGAGUGCUAGAAGGAGAAGGGGAUGAAGAUGAGGAAGAGGAGCAGGAGGAAGAGGUGAGGAGAAGGGAAGUCAGGGGAAGAAGCAGAGAGAGAGAUGAAGAAGCGGAGCAAGAGAGUGGAGGGGGAGGUGAGGUGAGGGAGGGCGACAGUGGAGGGAGGGAUCGUCCUCCGUCCUACCAGGAGGCAUUCUUCUUUCCCGUCCUGAUUAUACACGGAGAGGAAAGCUGCCAUGCUGGAGAUGACAUGUGACCCGAAAAACAAACACGUUAAGAGUAUAAAAAAUAUGGUCAGAGGCUGAGGGAGAUGAAGGAACGCACUGAAGAGAAAGACGAGUGGAUCAGGGAAAAUGACAUGAAAUGAGAACAGAAUGAGCUCAAAAGAAGAGUUGGAUGGCAACCUACCAACCACAGAAGGAGAGAGAGAAGAAAGGAUUCAAUAAGAACAGCUGGGUGACAGAUAGAAUCACCAAAGGAAGAGGGGGAAGAGGUGGCGAUGGAAUAAGAGAAAGGAGAAUGACUACUGUAAUCAUGCAGGAUAUACACUGGUUCAGAAGAAUUGGGAGCUGCUAGGGAGUGCAGCAGUAAGAUAAAAUUGAGUCUUAAAUUAUGAGCGAAGGCAAGAAAAUCCUGUAGACUUUGCUUCACAGAGAAUGUGAGAGAGAAGGGCACAGAUGAGAUGAUUGACAGAAAGACCCAAAAGUUUGCAGUGUCUUUUUCCAGAUAUAUCUAUGCAAGAACAGGAGUGGGAGGCCCACCGAGUCUGAAAAUAGCAGGUUGGAGAGCAGUGGAGAGACUCCAAAACAGCUGAGUGGUAGUGGGUAUUUUGAAUGCUUGAAGCUUCGGUUUUGCUAAAAUCAAAAUAGAAAGAAGGGGACUUAAAAUAUGGCUCAUUCAAAGAAUGAAGUGCAGAAAGAGGAAAGAAUUCCUGAAUAUUUCAGACGACAGAGGAAAUGGAGGGGAUCGCAAAGAAUUACGUAAUGCACUUUUGCUUUUGGAAAGCUAUAAUGUGAAAAAAGGGAAGGUAUUUCACUACAACAACAGACGAAGAGAAGUCAAAUCCAAAAUGGCCACAGUACUGACGGAGAAGACAAAAUAAAGUAAUCAAAAAGACCGACUGAAGAGGAGGAGAAAAAAACGGACAUAACAUCCUCUGAGCAGCACUCCUGACCUUGAAUCCUCAAGUAACUUUUUUCAAACAUGUCAUUAAUAAGAAAUUACAUUAUUCUCACAUCUUUUAGGGUUUACUUAUUAACUUCUACUGUGAACCAGUAACUUACAAGAGGAGAACCACUGAUUUCCUCCCUGUCUCUUCAUCCCGUCUCCUCAACAUCAGCUUCUCCAGCACUCUCUGUCCAUUACUGACACGGAGCCUGACAGGAAAAGAGAAACUCCAUAAACAGAGGAGCAACUGCUUCCUCUUCCUCUCAGCUUCACCCUGCUAAACCCUCCUUUACUCCUCCUUCCUUUCUCAGACUCUCUCUGCUCUGAAAAGUGCAGAGGUGCGAGUCAGAGCGGCGCUUCCGUCGAUUUUUAUAAACACGAGAUAGGUGCAAUUAUCACAUGUUGUGUUAUUAGCAACAUGAGCGAGUGUUGUAUCAAAAUAAAUUCACUGCAUCCGUCAUUAACUUCCCCUCCUCUUUUCCUCUGCC
Messenger RNA from Scatophagus argus, 3954 nucleotides. Its product is annotated as transmembrane protein 151A. The record is from RefSeq and is a predicted model, not a curated record. Bases 600 to 2555 code for a protein of 651 amino acids. Lineage: Eukaryota; Metazoa; Chordata; Actinopteri; Scatophagidae. The transcript is spliced from 6 exons.